CUUUCUUUUUCCUAUUUUAUUUUCGACCAAAUCUUUGUGCUUUUGUCGUUCGUCGUGCAUGGAGCUCCAACUGGGACUUGCUCUUCCAACCACUCCUUUUUUCCCCUUCAAAAUGCAAGCUCCAUUUGACUCUAAUGUUAAAGGCAGUUGCAGCAGUAGCGGCGGCAGAAAAAAGAGUCGAGUUGUUCCUAAAACGCUGCAUCUUUUGGUUUGGGACACGAACCAACCCAAUGAAGACGAUGACCCGAAAGAGCUCGACGACAACUCUUCUUCUGCCAUUCUCAAUGACGAUGAGGGUUUAGUGGGGUGGCCGCCGGUGAAAGCCUGGCGGAAUAAGCUACGCCGCCGCGUACAUAAUGGCAGAGCAAAUACCAAUCGCGUGGCGGCGAAGAAUAACUGCGGUGUUAGGGCUUUAAAUUCAACGUACGUGAAAGUGAAACUGGAAGGGAAUGCAAUUACCAGGAAAAUCGACCUUAGUGUCCAUCGCUCUUUCGAGUCGCUUACAGCAACCUUGAUGAGAAUGUUCUACAUAUCGGACGAGCAUUGGCGGAAGAACUUUAAACUGGCUUAUCAAGACAGAGAAGGUGACUGGUUGCUAGCUGAAGAUGUUCCCUGGAGGACCUUCAUUCGUUCCUUGAAAUGCAUCAAGUUAAUUCGAAGCAGAUGCUAACAACAACGUCCAACAUCAAAGUAUCGGCCAUGUUUAAGCUU
This is a messenger RNA of Hibiscus syriacus, 711 nucleotides long. Its product is annotated as auxin-responsive protein IAA9-like. The record is from RefSeq and is a predicted model, not a curated record. Gene Ontology annotation, molecular function: protein binding. Bases 59 to 670 code for a protein of 203 amino acids. Gene Ontology annotation, cellular component: nucleus. The transcript has 4 exons. Lineage: Eukaryota; Viridiplantae; Streptophyta; Magnoliopsida; Malvales; Malvaceae. Gene Ontology annotation, biological process: regulation of DNA-templated transcription.